Molecule: messenger RNA, 1955 nt
Organism: Lotus japonicus
Lineage: Eukaryota; Viridiplantae; Streptophyta; Magnoliopsida; Fabales; Fabaceae
Product: endo-1,4-beta-xylanase 5-like
Exons: 7
Coding region: 74-1828 (584 amino acids)
Biological process (GO): carbohydrate metabolic process
Molecular function (GO): hydrolase activity, hydrolyzing O-glycosyl compounds
Source: RefSeq, a predicted model, not a curated record
CAACCUCUAAAUUUCUACCUCCCAUAAUUUUGUUGUUUGCUUUUCUUUUCUUCUCCCUAGAUUAGAUUCUCAAAUGUGUCAAUUGAAGCAGGUUGGAAACAAAAUUAUGAGUCUUGUCCUUCUAAUAUGUGUGAUCAUUUUAGCAGGUUUUGAAGUUGAAGCACUAUCCUAUGAUUACUCUGCCAGCAUUGAAUGUUUGGCAAAUCCACAAAAGCCUCAGUACAAUGGAGGAAUCAUCCAAAACCCAGAACUGAAUGAUGGACUCAAAGGGUGGACUGCAUUUAGGGGUGCAAAAAUAGAACAUAGAGAAUCAUCAAACAACAAAUAUGUGGUAGCCCAUAGCAGAAAUCAAACACAUGAUAGUGUUUCUCAGAAGAUUUACUUGCAAAAGGAUAACCAUUAUACCUUAUCAGCUUGGAUACAAGUGAGUGAUGGAAAAGUUCCAGUAAGAGCAUUUGUCAAAACAACUGAAGGACUCAAAUUUGCUGGUGCCACUUUUGCUGAGUCUAAUUGUUGGUCUAUGCUUAAGGGUGGUCUCACAGCAAAUACAUCAGGAACUGCUGAGCUUUAUUUUGAGAGCGAAAACACUUCAGUGGAAAUUUGGAUUGAUAGCAUUUCCUUGCAACCUUUCACACAAAAGCAAUGGAGUUCUCAUCAACAUCAAAGCACUGAGAAGGCUCGCAAGAGCAAGGUAUUAGUCCAAGCAAUUGAUGAACAAGGAAAUCCUUUACCAAAUGCAAGCAUACACAUUACACAAAAGAGGUUAGGUUUUCCAUUUGGGAGUGCCAUUAACCACAGCAUCCUGAACAAUGGGGCAUAUCAAAAUUGGUUCACCUCAAGGUUCACAGUGACCACAUUUGAGAAUGAAAUGAAGUGGUACAUGACAGAAACAACACAAGGCAAGCCUAACUACUAUUAUGCUGAUGCCAUGUUAAAGUUUGCCAAGCAACACAACAUCGCGGUUCGCGGCCACAACAUUUUCUGGGAUGAUCCUCAAUUCCAACCUGGUUGGCUUUCUUCACUCUCACCAUUCCAACUCAAAUCAGCAGUGAGAAACAGGAUCAAUUCCCUUGUGUAUAAAUACAGGGGCCAACUCAUUGGUUGGGAUGUUGUGAAUGAAAAUAUGCACAAUUCAUUGUUUGAAAGCAAACUUGGACAAACUUUUUCAGCCCAGACUUUCAAAGUGGUUCAUUUUAUUGAUGGCCAUACCACUUUGUUUUUAAAUGAAUAUAACACCAUUGAGGACCAGAGAGAUGGUGCAGCAAACCCUGCAAGGUACCUCCAGAAGAUCAAAGAGAUCCAAAGUUAUCCGGGAAAUAAAGGAUUGCCUCUUGGAAUUGGAUUGGAGUCUCAUUUCCCUGAAUUCCCUCCAAACAUGCCUUACAUGAGAGCUUCCAUUGAUACUCUUGCAGCCACUGGUUUACCUAUUUGGAUCACAGAACUAGAUGUAAAAAACCAGAAUGGACAGGCAGGAGUUCUUGAGCAGGUUCUAAGAGAAAUACACUCUCACCCUGCGAUUCGAGGCAUUGUAAUGUGGACAGCAUGGUCGCCACAAGGUUGCUAUACAAUGUGCUUAACAGAUAACAAUUUCAAAAACUUGCCAACAGGGAAUGUUGUGGACAAGCUUCUUCAUGAGUGGGGUUGGUCGAAAACGUUAUCAGGGACAACAGACCAGAAUGGGAACCUUGAGGUGUCACUUUUUCAUGGAGAUUAUGAAGUGGAAAUUAGUCACCCUGCUAAGAAGAAUUAUACUCUCACUCAUCAUGUUCAAGUAGUUCCAAAUGAUGAGUCUGGGAAAUCAUCUCAAUUUGUACAACUUUCUAUGUAGUUCAUUUAUUUUGUAGGUUAGAGUUGUGGUUCAAAAUGGGAACCAUAAACUUAUGACAAAAUGUUUUAAAAAUUGGAUUGAUUAUGUGAUUUACAGUUUAAAAAAAAAUAGUUCAGUCAUGUUUAAA